Molecule: messenger RNA, 4168 nt
Organism: Phasianus colchicus (ring-necked pheasant)
Lineage: Eukaryota; Metazoa; Chordata; Aves; Galliformes; Phasianidae
Source: RefSeq, a predicted model, not a curated record
CCUGCAGGGUUGAAACUAGAUGAUCAUUGUGGUCCUUUUGAAUCCAGGCCAUUCUAUGAUUCUAUGAUUCAAUCUGUGCCAUUCUGCUCAAGAAAUUAACAUCCCAUAAGGCUGGAUUGGUGGCUAAUGUACAUGCAUGGAUCCGUGGGCACAAUCUAGUAAUGCAUCUUAACCAAAAAAAGGCAGCAUUUAAAUUUAUCUGAUCAAAGCAGGAAGCAUAUAUUAGUAUUAUUUUUAUAAUGCUAAAGCUAUUAUGAGAUAAACAUUUCCCCUAAUGUGAAGUUGGUUUAUUAAUGUCAGUCCUUGAGCAAAGACUACUACAAGUCUCGAGAAAUUUCUCACUUCUACCACAAAUUUUUGCUGCUGGACAGAGAACCACGUUGUGGUAUUACUUUAUGACGUAUGGAGCAAGUUCCCUAUACGGUUGUUCUUGAAUCAGUAGCUAAUUCUCAUUACUUCAUUUAAAGAGAUUCUACUCUGCGAUGAAGAUAGUAUUUAAAAUAAUUGAAAAACAAGGAAAAGGUCUGCAGUAAACCCAGUAAGUUCUCUGAAAGGCUUCCUGAACCUGGUUUUGGAAGAGGAGAGCCUCUCAAGAACUGAGGAGCUGGUAGCACUUGAAGCAGUUCAGCUCCCUGGCAUCUCAGGAGAAACCAAGUCGCAUCUGCAGUGGGGAGGUUCAGUAAUGAAAACCACGUUCUAGAGCCAACUAAAUGUUCCAAGUAUGCACAGAAGCAUCUAGAGAGGCUCUAUUUAAUUUUCUAUAGCAAGAACACUUCCCAUAAGACAAGGUAUGUUUAAAAAAGUUUAACUUUCUAAUUAAAUCUGCAGUUACUUAAGACUUCCUGAUGAGAUAGAUACGUUACUUGAGAUCUGAUCUCUGCCCACCUCUAGCACGGCAGCAUCAGCAUCAGUUUGUUUGAGCACAGCCGAGCCUUCCCAAAGCAGUGUCCCAUCUCUGCAUUGGCUGGAGCCACUAACACCAGCAUCAUCAUGCCUGCUUGCUCAUUUUUGAGAAUCAGGAUGCUGAACGAGGCCACCUGAAACACAAACUGUCUUUUGCAGUCACGAAUGAUCAGUAUGAGUUUGUGGGGAAAAUCCCAGGUAACUCCCAGCCACUGCGUCUAAGAGCAAAGGGCAGGGCUUUCCAUCUAUCUCUGAUCUAUCUCAACCUUCUUAGCAAACACACCAUUUCACUGACAGAAGGCUCCACAUCCAGAAACAACGUUCUUCCAGGUACCAACACAUUACCUCAAACUUUGGCCUUCCAUUUCUCUCCCCAUUCCCAUCUAUAUGCAUCAAUGUAUUUUUAUCAGAAUCAGAUCUGUGUUUUAAAAGCCAUUUAUUUAUUUUAAUGUGUUUGCCUUACGUGUGUAUUACUAUCAUGAUUAUCUGUAGCCUUGCUCAAAAUGCAAUCAAGUUACUCAGGCACACAGCCUCACUAAUCUCUAGAACCACGCAUGUUCUUCAACUCCCUCAUCUAUUUUUAAAGGGCAUUUCUGUAAAGCCUCAUCAUUUUGAUACUAAAACAGUGCUGGGAAUGUACAUGGGCUGUUGAGACGUCUGUUUUUACACGGCCUAUCAAUAUGCCUAAAGUUUGACUUUUUUGUGCUGUGUCAGAUCUCAGCAGGAGAUAUUCAUUUGAAAGAGUGUACUGAUGAUCCAACUCCAAACUAAAUUUAAGCCUUCUUGUAAUCGAGAUAUAAUAUGUUUAAAGCCUGAGGUUUUCCUGGGCUGUGUCAGAUCUUAUCCAUAGUGACCAGCGUGAAAGUGUGCACUGCUCAUAGAACUCUACUCCAGGAUAAACAUAAGCCUUUUUUUUUAAUGCAGACGUCAUACAAACAAGGUUUUUCACUCAGGAUUUUUUGGUUGGUCAAGUAAACUUCUGGGUAAAGUCCCUUCUGUGACAGUCAGUAAUACGCAACUUGUGGGUCGGAGGGAGGAGAGGAGGUGCUCCUAAUUACUCUUUUUGAGCAGACUAAUUGUAAAAGAAUUAAAAAUAGACACUUUCACAUCCCAUAUGACAGUAGCCAGCAAAUCAAGACCAGCACACAAACAAGUUUUUUUUGAAGCACAUGAAAAAAUCUACCCCUCCCACAAAAGGGACUCACGUAAUCACUCUUGAAAACAAUGUGCAAGGGUAAACUUUCACAGUCAGGCUAUCCUGCUAAUGCCCUUAACUAACUGCUCACAGGAUCUAAGAAGCUGCAGAUAUGUCCACUGAGCUUCCUGCAGAAACGCCAGUUGCAGAAAUGGACACUUUCCCAACUUUUCAGACAAACAGUUCUACCUGCGACUUGUAUGAACAUAAGGAUACAGCAAGGAUAAUCCUAUCUGUGUUCUACAGCCUCAUCUUAAUUCUUGGAGUACUCGGAAACACAAUUGCCCUCACUGUCAUUUUUAAAAACAGAAAGAAGAUAAACUCUACUACCCUCUAUUCAACAAAUCUCGUCCUCUCAGAUCUACUGUUCUGUAUUGCCCUGCCUACAAGGAUAGCCUACUACGCCCUGGGAUUCCAUUGGCCAUUUGGAGAAGCAUUAUGUCGAAUAACUGCUCUCUUGUUUUACAUUAACACUUAUGCAGGUGUGAACUUCAUGACGUGUCUGAGUAUUGACAGAUUUUUCGCUGUCGUCCAUCCAUUCCGAUACAAGAUCAGAAGGAUUAAAUACGCCAAGGGCAUUUGUGUAUUUAUCUGGUUUCUUGUAUUCAGCCAAACUUUCCCAUUGCUUAUACAGCCCAUGACACAUGAAGAAAAUGAAAGGACUACAUGUAUGGAAUAUCCAAACUUUGAAAAAAUAGCCCAUUUACCAUUUAUACUUCUUGCUGCCUGCUUAGUAGGAUACCUUAUUCCCCUUGGAAUUAUACUAUUUUGUUAUUCUCAAAUCAGCUGCAAACUUUUUCAAACAGCCAAGGAAAAUCCACUGACUGAAAAAUCAGGGAUAAACAAAAAAGCUAUCAAUACAAUCCUAUUUGUAAUUAUAGUGUUCAUCAUUUGCUUUACCCCUUAUCAUGUUGCAAUCAUACAACACAUGAUUAAGAAGCUUCAGUAUCAACCCUUAUGCAACGAAAACCAAAUUUUCCAGAAAUCACUCCAUUAUACCGUGUUUCUGAUGAAUUUUAAUUGCUGUCUAGAUCCUUUCAUCUAUUUCUUUGCAUGCAAAGGAUACAAAAGGACUGUUCUGAAAAUACUGAGGCGACAAGUGAGCGUAUCAAUUUCAAGUGCUGCCAGAUCACACCAUGAAGAAAGCUCACGCGAUGUGGGAGAAACACAAAUGAUGGUACUCGCAAAAUCUGCCAAUGGGAAGUUACCUGAAAAAUCAAGUCUGUAGUACAAUGUAGUGAAGUAGGCUUAAAAAUCCUGGGUCCGUGGUAAAAAUUCUUAACAUUCCCUGUACAGUAGCUUCAGGAAGAUUCUGCUUCUCAGGAUGUCAGGAAAUCAAGGACUGAUGUUAGACCGAAAAAGAAUUACCACAGGACAGCAGGAAGACUCAAAAUUACAACUUCCUAGCUACAUCAUUUUGACUGAUCUCAUUACUUUUUUCCAGGAAAUGCACACCAUUGUGAACAUCCAAAUUCCAUACUGCUGGAUGUCAUCAACUCAAGCAAAGACUUGACUCAGUUUAACUGGAUGCCUGAGAAAGGAUUAAACAAAAAAUAGCUUAUAACUCAAGAGUUACAACUAGCACACCUGAAAAUUACAAGAGCUCUAGCUGAGCUACAAGUACAUCAAUGGGUUUGUUAUCCUAAUCACAGAAGUCAAGCAAUCAAAUUUUUAGAUAAAAUGGACAGCUUCUAUGCACAGUUUGACUGCUGCAAGUGCUUAGUUUAUAGUAAUUUGGAGGUAAAAGUGCAUUUUAUAGUACUUAUAGAUAAUAGAGUACUAUAUAGAUUACAUUUGUCUUACUGGAGAAUUCACAGAUACUUUUGUCAAAUAUUACAGAUGAAAAUUUAAUGAAGUCUUCAAUUCUCCCAAAUACUGACUGUGCCCCACACAUUCAAUCACUUGUUCUUUUCAAGGUCUAUUACCUCUUGAAUCCUUUUUCUAAGGGAGAACUUUUCUUUCCAGUAUGUAUUAUAAAGAGACUCUAAGUUGUACAUAAAUUAUUUAUGAACGCAGAAAUAAGUUGAUGCUAGAGACUGAAACACAAAAAGUGCACUGUUUUGGUUAAAA